AAACUGCAAAAUUACUCCAUUCGGUAAGUCGAUGAUCUAAUCAGAAAACCAUCGCCUUCGUCCUUCCAGCAAUCUCCUCUUUUUAUCUAUCCUUUUUAUCUUCCCAUAUCCAUCUAAAUCAUCUAUACAUACAUUAUUUACAUAGUAUUUCCUAUCCAUCCAACUCGACAGCCACGGCCACGUUGUUUCAAGUCCUGUCCGCUCUCGAAAAUUGUCUCGAUCGAGGUCGCCGCCGUCUCCACACCCACUGAUAACACUUCCCCAACAGAUCCCACCCCGCUCUGUACAUUCUUUUGCAACACCAUCGACAUCGUGAAAGCCACCUAAACGUUUUAUAGUACCAGUGACAAUGCCCGAAACGCAUACCUCCGCGCCUCAGGACAACGAGCAUGAACCUUCAAUUGGCAGUCGAUUCGAAAACCGAUUUGGUCCCGGGUGGAGAGUAGGGUUCGACAAUUCUAAUGAGCGAGGAGGCGUCGACGAAGAUGCUGCCGAAGACUCACCCCCUCCUCGUCGAGAAUCACUUGAUACAUCGGAUAAGGAGGUCGAAGCGGCCGAAAUGGAAACGCCAAAUGUUGAGAGAGAUGAGUUGGAGUCUGAUUAUGGGGAGCCAGUUCAACAGCAAGGACAUGUUGAUUCUGAAGAAGAGCUGGAUCAGAAAGAAUUGAUCAGAAGGGCUGCAGCCAGAAGAAGACAUCAAAACAAGAAAGAAGAGCAAGGUAGUGAUGGUCAGCCAUCCGCGAAAAAGAGAAAACCCCUCGCCCCUGCCAACGCAUCUCCAUUGCCUUCUCCGCCUCCUUCCACUGCUGUCACGGCGUCAGCUCAUCCUUCUGCUGGAACUUGUCCUGGUGACGGGAGAUGCAAUGGUGCUGGUGGCAAGGCUGGCUGCGAAGGUUGCCCAACCUACAAUAACUCGAUCGCUUCUGGAUUGGUCUCCGCCAGUAAUUCCCACGCAGCUUCACAUCCUCCCAAUGUGUCUGAAGGUAUUGAACGUCCCGUUCGAAACAUUUAUGAUCGCGAGCAUCGUCCUUACGGCUUCGACCGUUUCAUGGAGAACAGUAUGGGUAACGGUUUGGCUCCAAGGGCUUUACCUCGUCAGAGCCCUGAUCAACGACAGGCUCACCCUUCUCCCGUAACCACUCAGCCGUUGAUGCAUCCGACUUCCGAGAAGGGAACUCCAACAAGGUUCUCACCGGAUAGCGACGUCGAAACUCCUGCCGCUCCUGGUGGUAAUGGAUCGGGGCUUGCUGCUACUCCCGUUGGAAUGAGCUGCAGGAAUUGUGGGACAAGUACCACUCCUUUGUGGCGAAGGGAUGAAGAGGGUCGACCUCAAUGCAACGCAUGCGGUCUUUAUCACAAGCUUCAUGGUGUUCCUCGACCCGUAGCUAUGAAAAAGACUGUUAUUAAACGACGCAAGCGUGUUCCUGCUGUUGGUAGUACUUCUACUGGCGGUCGUGGCACAAAUGCCGAGCUCCCUUCACCUGCUAGUACGCCCGUUUCCGUUCCGACGGUCACCGCUCCGCCUCCUCACGUGGCACCGCCUCUUGAUGACAAGGCUCACCGUACCUCUCCUCCUUUUGGUCACCGUGCUUCUCAACCUCACUCGGAACACCGAAUCAACCAUUCUCUAGGUCCAGAGGCAUAUGGUCUUGCCGGUAGGUACGGUAAGCCUUCUACCCCUGCUGGUAUGAAUUUGCCUAGCUCCGCCUCCACCUCGUCUUUGAAUCUUCCCGAAAGGAAGAAGCCUUGGUGGCAAGAGGGCCGAGAAGGCCGAGACCGUGAGAAGGAAGAGAAAGACAGAGAAGCCAGGGAACGCGAAGGGCUUGCUGCAGAAGCACUUCUCACGAUGGCGCCCGCUGCUAAUGGCGGACCUUCUCCCGAAAAACGAGCCGAAAAGUCCUCCGGUGCUGGAUCUGUGCCUGCUUCUCAAUCUAGGCGUACAUCCAUUGACGUCGACAUGGCUGAUAGCGAGCCCCGAGGUAUUAAGAGAAAGAAUGAGGAAGAGUCACGUGACAUUCGCGAUCCUCGUGCUUCUAUGAGCCUUGGCCUUCACAGUAUGGACCGUGACCGAAAUAGGUCCAAGGACAGGACAUUUUCUCAUUCUCCUCUUAUCAGCACCGACCCUCGCUCUGUUCAGCCCUCCAAUUCCCACCUUCCAAGCUCUCGUCUAGGCCAGCCCCCCACGAGCUCAGCAUCUCCUUAUCCUGCCACUACCCAACAGGGUGCACCUAACCGUUACUCUGUAUACGGUCCUACCACUCGCGACCCACUUGCCGGUAGCUCCCCUUACUCUUUCAACGCUUCGCGAUAUUCCAACCUUCACAUGCGUCGCGACCUUUCUCCUUCUGUUGGUGGCGCCACCUCCAAGCCCAAUGUCCUUUCUCCCCCACGACGUGCAUCACCCGCGCCUGCUCCUGAUCCCCGGGAACGAUUUUAUCCCUCACCGUCCGCCGCCGCAUCUGCCGGCUCGGCGCCGGCCAGUGUCAAUGCUGCAAUGGCUGGCUAUGGUCACUACUCUAUGAGCCGCAGGGAGUUGCAGGAACACCGAGAGCAGCUCAAGGAAGGCAAGCGAUGGCUCGAAGCCAUGAUGGCUAAGACGGACAAGAUGCUGCACAUGGUGGAGAACAAAAUGGCUUUGACUGUUGAGAUGAGCUCUGGUCCUUCUGUAGCUGGACCUGGCGACAGGCCAUCUUUGUCUUCCAAUGCCAGCCCCGUCCCCCCACCUGGUGCAGUCCACAAGAUGAGCGACGAUUGGGAGUUUGAGGAGAGAGAAAGACAGAGACAGAAGGAAAUUCAGAGGCUUGAGCAGGAAAGGGAAAUGGACCGAGCUGAGAGGGAGAAACGUGAGAGGGAAAGGGAAAGGGAAAGACCUGGAUCUUAUGAGGAUGUCCGUGGGCGCCCUAGAGAUAAGUCGGAGGCUGAACGUAACCGUGACAUCCUUCUCGCGAGCCGUAGAGUUUCAGCGGUAUCCCCUAACCCGGCUACUCGAGCCGCUGCCGCGUCUCGUGAGAGUGCGGCGUCUUCCAACGGAAGCGCUCCUCAACAAGGUGAAAAGUCUCACGGCGGUACGAAUGGAGUUUCUGGCGGGAAGCGAGAAGGUAGUCAGUGGGACGGAGAACCCGUGAUGUCUGGUGUGCCUUUGCCUAGAAGAGAGCAGCAAAAUGGGAUUGGGAGCAGAUUGGGGAGAGGAUUGUGGAGUUUUGACGUUAGGAGUUGAUAGAGUUGGAGUUGGCACAGGCGACUAGUGAUUAUACAGGCAGUUGCUUUGUUGAAAGUUGAUAUACGAGUCGGAAUAUGGUUUAGAUCCUCUUUUUUUUAUCUGUCAUUCUAUGUACUAAGGGCAAUGCAUAAUCGAUCUAUACCGCU
Molecule: messenger RNA, 3366 nt
Organism: Cryptococcus deneoformans JEC21
Lineage: Eukaryota; Fungi; Basidiomycota; Tremellomycetes; Tremellales; Cryptococcaceae
Product: gata factor srep, putative
Exons: 5
Coding region: 350-3217 (955 amino acids)
Biological process (GO): positive regulation of transcription by RNA polymerase II; negative regulation of transcription by RNA polymerase II
Molecular function (GO): zinc ion binding; RNA polymerase II cis-regulatory region sequence-specific DNA binding; DNA-binding transcription factor activity, RNA polymerase II-specific
Source: RefSeq, a predicted model, not a curated record